Messenger RNA from Ipomoea nil (Japanese morning glory), 541 nucleotides. RefSeq names its product peroxidase 17-like. The coding region runs from base 62 to 541 and encodes 159 amino acids. Lineage: Eukaryota; Viridiplantae; Streptophyta; Magnoliopsida; Solanales; Convolvulaceae. Gene Ontology annotation, biological process: response to oxidative stress. The record is from RefSeq and is a predicted model, not a curated record. The transcript is spliced from 4 exons. Gene Ontology annotation, molecular function: heme binding; peroxidase activity.
AACACACUCUAUAUUCUUACUCGCCAUUUUUCCAUACUCGCCAAAAUCAGUGCUGCUAAAGAUGUAUAUAACAUUCAUCAUCUGCUUCCUCCUCAACUUGGCCGCGAUCCAGGCGGAGAUGGUGGAUCUCCGGCCCGGAUUUUACUCCGAGACGUGUCCAGAAGCGGAGGAGAUUGUCAGGGGCGUGAUCAAGAGGAACAUGGAAAAAGAGCCCAGAAGCGCCGCCUCAGUGAUGCGCUUGCAGUUUCACGACUGCUUUGUUAACGGAUGCGAUGCGUCGUUGUUGUUGGAUGAUACGCCGGACAUGUUGGGAGAGAAGCUUUGUUUGUCGAAUAUAAAUUCGUUGAGGUCAUAUGAAGUUGUUGAUGAAACUAAGGAAGCUGUGCAGAUAGCCUAUCCUGGUGUUGUUUCCUGUGCUGAUAUCGUAAUCAUGGCUGCCAGAGAUGCUGUUGUUCUGAGUGGAGGACCUAAGUGGGAAGUUAGGAUCCGUCUCAACCCAAAUUUAUUACAUGUACCAUGUCAUGAGGAAAAGAGAAUAUGA